AAAAACUUUAAAUCCGAUUAAACAUGAGUUUGUGACCAAACAGACCAUUUGAUGGCAAUUUAAAUGUGCAUUGAAAAUAGCGUUCAAAUGAUGUGAUAAACGAUUACUUCCACUGAAGACUAGACUUAAAAAACUUUUUUUUAUUAAUUAAUUAUUUGACUAAAUAUUAAGAAAAGAAAAAUAGAUUUUGAGUACAAAAUAGUUUUGAGAAAUGCCGGCAAAGCUGAAGAGUAGUCGCAAUCGGGCCCUACAGUGCAAUGACCGCAAACACGUGCCGAUGCCUACCGGGCCCUUCCGGGUCGUCGGCUUUCGGGACAUAAUGACGGGGUUGACGAAAAAGGGCGGCGUUUUGGUGCGCCUCUACUACCCGGCCGCCAACCAGUCGAAGACUCCUGAGGAGCAGCACCUGUAUUGGCCCAAUUGGCUGCCGCAGGAGGCCUACGGGCGC
Oppiella nova is the source of this 448-nucleotide messenger RNA. The record is from the annotation of a GenBank genome assembly. Lineage: Eukaryota; Metazoa; Arthropoda; Arachnida; Sarcoptiformes; Oppiidae.